Molecule: messenger RNA, 7823 nt
Organism: Gorilla gorilla gorilla (western lowland gorilla)
Lineage: Eukaryota; Metazoa; Chordata; Mammalia; Primates; Hominidae
Gene: OLFM3
Product: olfactomedin 3
Exons: 6
Coding region: 374-1810 (478 amino acids)
Biological process (GO): signal transduction
Source: RefSeq, a predicted model, not a curated record
AGUAGCUGAUUAUACUUACACAAACCCCAGAGGAAAUGGAUUCUGUCGAUGGUAACUAACUAAAGUGGAGCUGGGAAAGCUCAAGUUUCCGCCUCCCUCCAACCUCUGCUCUCUGAUAAUUACCAACCAAGCCUAUCAAGAAUAUGUUGUUUGAUGAUCCAGCAAAAUGUCUGGUAAGGGAGGAAAAAGAAGGGCAGGGCACUUCCCACGAGGAUGGGGGAAGGAGGUUCCGAAGCUUUCCUGGGUGAUUAGAGCUGGGGAAGUUGAUCUCUUUUCAUGCUGUAGAUGUGGCGCGCUGCAGUCACGCCUCCCGCUGCCAGCCCGGCACCGGGAUCUUAAUCAGUCACUAUGAAAACUCAUUAGCUCCACAGCAAUGAGUCCUCCACUGCUGAAGCUUGGCGCUGUGCUUAGUACCAUGGCAAUGAUCUCAAACUGGAUGUCCCAAACUCUCCCAUCCUUGGUGGGACUGAACACCACGAGGCUGUCGACUCCGGAUAUCUUAACUCAGAUUAGUCCUAAAGAAGGGUGGCAGGUGUACAGCUCAGCUCAGGAUCCUGAUGGGCGGUGCAUUUGCACAGUUGUUGCUCCAGAACAAAACCUGUGUUCCCGGGAUGCCAAAAGCAGGCAACUUCGCCAACUACUGGAAAAGGUUCAGAACAUGUCCCAGUCUAUUGAAGUCUUAAACUUGAGAACUCAGAGAGAUUUCCAAUAUGUUUUAAAAAUGGAAACCCAAAUGAAAGGGCUGAAGGCAAAGUUUCGGCAGAUUGAAGAUGAUCGAAAGACACUUAUGACCAAGCAUUUUCAGGAGUUGAAAGAGAAAAUGGACGAGCUCCUGCCUUUGAUCCCCGUGCUGGAACAGUACAAAACAGAUGCUAAGUUAAUCACCCAGUUCAAGGAGGAAAUAAGGAAUCUGUCUGCUGUCCUCACUGGUAUUCAGGAGGAAAUUGGUGCCUAUGACUACGAGGAACUACACCAAAGAGUGCUGAGCUUGGAAACGAGACUUCGUGACUGCAUGAAAAAGCUAACAUGUGGCAAAUUGAUGAAAAUCACAGGCCCAGUUACAGUCAAGACAUCUGGAACCCGAUUUGGUGCUUGGAUGACAGACCCUUUAGCAUCUGAGAAAAACAACAGAGUCUGGUACAUGGACAGUUAUACUAACAAUAAAAUUGUUCGUGAAUACAAAUCAAUUGCAGACUUUGUCAGUGGGGCUGAAUCAAGGACAUACAACCUUCCUUUCAAGUGGGCAGGAACUAACCAUGUUGUCUACAAUGGCUCACUCUAUUUUAACAAGUAUCAGAGUAAUAUCAUCAUCAAAUACAGCUUUGAUAUGGGGAGAGUGCUUGCCCAACGAAGCCUGGAGUAUGCUGGUUUUCAUAAUGUUUACCCCUACACAUGGGGUGGAUUCUCUGACAUCGACCUAAUGGCUGAUGAAAUAGGGCUGUGGGCUGUGUAUGCAACUAACCAGAAUGCAGGCAAUAUUGUCAUCAGCCAACUUAACCAAGAUACCUUGGAGGUGAUGAAGAGCUGGAGCACUGGCUACCCCAAGAGAAGUGCAGGGGAAUCUUUCAUGAUCUGUGGGACACUGUAUGUCACCAACUCCCACUUAACUGGAGCCAAGGUGUAUUAUUCCUAUUCCACCAAAACCUCCACAUAUGAGUACACAGACAUUCCCUUCCAUAACCAAUACUUUCACAUAUCCAUGCUUGACUACAAUGCAAGAGAUCGAGCUCUCUAUGCCUGGAACAAUGGCCACCAGGUGCUGUUCAAUGUCACCCUUUUCCAUAUCAUCAAGACAGAGGAUGACACAUAGGCAAAUGUGAUAUGUUUUCAUUGAUUUAAACAGUGUAAUUUGUGAUAAACUCUAUAGGACCCCUUCCAUUUUUUUCUUCACUAUUAUUUUUCAUCAUUUCUCCAAAGCAAAGCAUUUUUAUUGUAAAGUUGGUGUUUCAAAAACAUAGCUGAGCUUGUCUAACUUACCAUGUUGGAAACACAUCUUAACUUCUAAAUUUACAAGGCCUAUCAUGUCCUUGUCAUGAAAAGCACUAAAAAAAAAAGAGUUUAAGUGGCUAAAGUCAUAGUUUUGCAAGAGAUUAAUGAUCUGCCUUAUAUUAGAGUCAGAGACUAAUGGUGGCUUAAAUGCAUGAAUGUCUUCUUUUUAAAAACUGUCAUUUUUUACUGUCUUUUGCUCCAUAUCAGGAAAUAUUUUGGUAGGAAUUAGGAGAACAAAAAGCACUUUCAUCCCAUUUAUUUCUUUAAAAAAUGUAAGGAUUUCAUUUAUAUUGAAAAAUAAUAUUAAUCAUUUUGCUGUUAACACAAUUCUCUGAUGCGGUGCUGUACAGUCAUUUUUAAAUCUCUUGCUAACAUUUUAUUGGCAGUAUGUAUUUCUACCAUUGUAACCACCAUUGUGCUAUUGUAUCUCUUCACUUCUGUGAAAGUAAUAUUUUUUAUAAAAUACACUGAAAUUUAAUCUCAGUAAUUGAGUCCAUUUUCAAGUGUGGUCAAGAAUAAUCUUCUUGGCUUACUCCUUUACAUAAGCAUUAUAAACUAAAAUGAAAACCAAACCAGACACCUUACAUAGAGUCUUUAUUUUACCCCAAGUUUAUUGGGCCACUGACAUUGAAUGCAACAACUGAUUUUGUACAACUGAGUUACUCUGUUCACUCCACUGAAUGCAACCCAUAUAGUUUCUUGCACAAGGUGCAUCUGGAUUCCAAAUAUUGGAUUUGAGUUGACUCUACUCAUUUAUUAUACACUAAAGAAAUUUUGUUCUUCAUAGUUAAAUGUACUAGCAUUUAAUUUAUAUUUUACAUACAACUUGCAAUAAUGAUAUUCCUUAUGUCAGGACCCUGAAAAUAAGCACAUUUGAAAACUCUUAGAAAAAAAAAAUUUCUGUAAUGUCCUCUAGAUUUAGAUUAUGAGCCCUGAGGAGUUAUUGGCAAGAUUUGUGCAAAAUAAAAUAUGGGGAGACUUGGGAGUUGUCUUUGUGGUUUCAAAAGUGUAAAUAACCAAUUCAGAAAACAAAAUGGAAAAACAACCCCUUGUUACCUUGAUUCACUGUAUGUGGAAAAAUAAUGUAACCAAAAGGGAAGAGCUUUAAUAAUACUUAUGUUAAUAACUCUAUGAAACAUAUAAUCUAACUAUAUAUCAAACAUUUCAUUGAGUUUGGAUGUGUUUUCCACAUAUUAAAAAAAUAGUUCCCUAAGGCAGCUUUAUGGAAACAAUAUAGGUUGGUUUUACAAUUUAAAAAGUAUAUUCUAUAAUAAAUAAUAAAACAAAUUGUUUUAAAUGUUUCGUUUCACACAUACAUAGUACCACGAUUUUCUUUGAAAGAUAAGGAUGUAAUGAUUUAGAUAAAGCAUCAUGUAAAGAAAUCCUAACAUUUAAGUGUAAUUCAUUUCAAAUGUCACAAGUAAAGCAUCAUCCUCAAAUAUCUCACUGUCAAAAUUGUAGAAUUAAAUAACCCAAUCUUGAAACUGUCAAGGUUUAACAAUGAUUUCUUUUUUUGCCUACAAAAAGUUAACAUGAUUGAAUGACUACUCUGGGUCCUUUUGCAAUAUUUUAUUCUUUUUUUAACGAGUUUACAUAAGCUCUGGUUUGCUACUGGGAGUUGGAAAAUUUAAGAGAUUCACUUGUCAUUGUACACACACCACAAAAAUAACCAGUCUGUGUUCCAUACAUUGAGUUUGUAUGAGGAAAGAAAGUCACUUUAAUUUUAAAAAUGAAUGAAAUUUUAAGUAGAUAGCCUCUAAUAGAUAUCUGGAUCAUCAUUACUUGUUUAAAUUGAUGUUAUAUGGUACCACAUACAUUCAAAAUUUGGCUGAUCACAGCUUAUUCAUGAGGUAUGAAACUUGCAAACCACUUUAUUGUUUUCUAAGUAAGAUUUUAUCACGAUUUCCAAUUUAUAGUGUAUGUGCUGCUAGAGCAAGCACAGAUAUUAUUAUUGUCACUAGAAGUGGGGAAACAUGAAUUUUAAAAUGUGAUAAUCAUUAAACAUUUACAGUUUAAAAGCAUUUUUCUUAAUAAAUUAUUAUCAGUUUUUUGCCUGAAAUAAAUAAGAACCACUCUAUUCACUGUUUUUUUAAUCUCCAACAAAUAAAAUAAAUAUUACGAGGGAAAUAAUGAGUAUUUUUAAAUCACGCACAUAAUCAAAGCAUUGGAGAAAUCCAAGCUCAGAAAGUCUUAAUCCUAACUGAACUACGUAACUGAUAUUUUCUGAAUUAGCCAGAACAUUAACAAGCUUUCAUAUCACUCAAAUAAUAAUAUGUUCAUGGUCUAAUUGUGUUUGUGUGUUAUUUGUGGCGCUUGAAUGACAAUGCUUAUUAUUUGCACCUAAACUUACAUCUACAAGUUCAGAUAAUGAUAGUAUUUCAGUAUGUUUCCAAUAUGUAGAGAUAAGAAAAAAGAACAGCAGAUGUGUUGUUAUAUAAAUAGAAUUAUGAUUAGUUAAGAUUCAUUACAAACUCAGAAUCUCUGAUUCGUGUCUCCAUACUCAUGGAGUCAUUUCACCUUUGUAGUCAGUAUUAUUCUCUCUGAUGAGAUCUUAUCUUCAGAAAAUAAUGUUAAUUUCUUAUUGUUUCUUCUUUUAAUAAGAAACAACAAGAUUUUAUAUCUUAAAAUAAUUACCAAAUUUAGGUGUAUGAAUUUUUCAACCAGCAAAAUUGUUUUAAAAAUGUAACUAUAUAAAAUUAUGCUUAUGUUCAUUUCAAAAUAAAACCAGUUAUUUCCCUAUUAAGGUAAGUUUUACAUGUAAUAGUUCUUUAAUGUUAUUCUCCUUAAAGAAUAAUUUACAAAAAAAUUUAAAAACUUAUCUGAUCACUUUAGCCACUGCAGAGUAUUUAAAAGUCAAGCUUUAUAGAAAUAUAAUACUUUGGAAAACAGAAUCCAAAAUGUCAUCUUGUUGACUUGUUAGAAUAGUUAUGAUUAUAUUCUUUGUUGUACUCUGUGUGAUAAAGUUCCCAUGACGUGAUCAAAGGAUGGAUGCUCAUGAAGGAAGAAGAACUACUCUAUUCACUGCAGCAAGAAGGAAUCAUCUUUGAAGCAGGAAAAGGGCCCUCGCCAGACACAGAAUGUACUGGCACCUUGAGCUGGGACUUCCCAACCUCCAGAACUGUGCGAAAUACAUUUCUGUUGUUUAUAAGCUUAAAAAAAAUGAACAUCUAGAAACAAAGUGUACUUCACUUUCUCCAUCAUCAGAUGACAAGUAGAACAUGAGACAAACUACUAUGAAAUAGUCUACCUAGUGUUCUAGGAAAGGAGCAUGAAUUAUAUGCGGACUCCAUAGGAUGAAACAAAGCCUUCAUUACUUAAUGUUUAUAGCUUUAAACAGUUAUUUAUAGAAAGGCCCAGAGUCAUAAAUAUUCAACUCAGCAAGCAGUAUCCAUACUGAAAUCAAGAUUAUAGAAUCAUUUCUCAUUCUAAAAGUUAACUAAACUCAGCAUAAAACUAUUAGCUAACAAUUUGUCAUCACUAGUGGAUUCAGAGAAAGUCUGGGACUUAAUAAAAUCUGUUCUUUUGCAUUGUUGGCCUUAUACUAGAAAAUAAAAUAAUGACAGCAUUAACUUAUGGAAGAAAAAACAACUUCAUGAAAAUUUUUUCAUUAUUUUUCUAAGAAACGAUGAAUGCAAAUCUUGAAAAUCUCUUGAAUAAAGAAUAGAAAACUAUUUGCUCUAGCAGUUAGCCAAUCAGAAAAAAAAAAUGUUUACCCCAACUGAUUUCACCAAAAUGAUUUAUCUGACUUACAUCUUAAAAUUAUGUUAUGCAGUUUUUCUCUUCUGGUUGAUCUAUCAGGCAUAGUGGAAUUUUAAUCCUGUUUGGAGCCUGCCUUGUCUCCAAAAUGUCAAACUGGUUGGCAUAAAACUUACUCCCUUUGAAGUUCGGUUUAUCAAGUGUCAAAUAGGUUUUACAGAUAUAAAUUAUUAUUAAACAUGACUUAAAAGUGACAUAAAAGAAAGAAAUAAAGUUAUACAUUGCUAAGAGGAUAUAAUAACUUUUAUAUUUUAUAUCUAGGACAAUCUUAAAAAAUAAUAUAAAUAUAAUUAUUCCUAGUUAAAGAUAUGAAGUGAUAUGGUGAACAUGGAAAAGUUCUUGGGAAUAUUUUGGUGCCCUGAGAAGUCUGCUAGUAAACCAUACACAUCUAUGCAGUUCAGUGUCAUGUUUCAUCCGUAUCAAUGUUAUAUUAUGCCCGGAAGAGCUUGCAGCUGAUUUUUAUAAAUGACUAAGAGUCAUUUAUAUUAUUAGUGCCAUAAUAUAUAUUCCCUACCACAAUUUAGACUUGAAAACAUUGCAUAUAAAUAGGCAUUUUAAGAAACUUAAUAUUUUGUGACAAAAAAAUGUUUAAAUGGAGCAAGAAAUUAGCUGAAUAAAAGAAACACUGACCAUUUAAGUAUGUUAUGGAAGCUUAUCAUGCUACAGUAAUAUAUUUCCAGCCAGCUGUUUGUCCAUAUCAUUCUUGACUUAACAUGAAUUCAUAUAUAUUACCAGUGGGUAGUUAGCCAACUUUACAACCACAUACUACUGCAUUAUGUAUUCCCAGACGACAUUCUAGAUGCUAGGGUUAUAGCCGUCAACAGACAAAUAAGGUGUUCAUGUGCUUACAUUCUCAUGGGAACAGGCUGCUGCAACAAAAAAUUAAUAAAAAGUAAGUUCUGGCUGUAUCAAUUGCUGUGAAAAAAUAAAAAAUAUAUAUGAUAAAGAGUGACUGCCUUUGCUAGGGGUAAGGUGGGAUAAGAAAUAAUGCUUAGAGGAGAUAGUCAAGGGAGGUCUCCCUUAGAAGAAGCCUGCCAUGGUAAAUUCAUUCAAAGAAUGAAACAUCAUGACUUGUUCCAUGUAAAAUAAUUUGUCCUCUUUAUUUCUGUUCUUAGAAAUCCAUGGACCAAAUAUUCCCAACAUUUCUCAGUUACAGAAGUUUUUUUGUUUUGUUUUGUUUUGUUUUUAAAUUGAAAUCCAAAAAUACCCUUCUGGGAAUGGCUGAACCCCCUGAAAAUGUACGCUAAAUUUAUUAUAUAGAUGUGGUUGUGUACUCUUUCUGGUAGAGGAUUUCCAGUUUUCAUCAGAUUUCCAAAGAAAUCCAUAUCCCAGAAUACCACUACUAUGUCAAUUUAAUCUAAUUUAAUCCCAAAUUUAUUUAAUAUCGUUAUAACAAGCACUGAAUGGCUGUCAUCUUUCUUGCAAUCCUCAAGAAUUUCAGCUUGAUUCAGAAAGAAAAGAAAUCAACAUCCUAGUAUCAGUAAUUUUUUGUGUUUUGUUUUCAUAAGAACUCAAGAUGAAGUUGUUCCUUGUAAAACCUCUGAGGAGAUUAUACAGAUAUAUGACUGAAUCCAGUUAUUUUUCUGUGGCACAGCCUUACAGGCACAUUCUUGUUAGAUUCAGUGACCCAAGAGUCUCUAUUAUGAAGCCUGUCCUACAUCUAUUUGAGUCUGGAGAACAUUGUCUUAUAAUGCUAAUGCAGCCUUUUGGCAGCACCAUUAGACUCUGACUGCAAUUGAGCAGAUGCAGUGUGCUCCAUCAAAUUUAACUGCAAAUUCCUUUUCUGAAAUUAGCUACUGCAGCAACAUAUAAACAGCAAAGAGAAAGCUUUUAACACUUGCCAUGGUUUAGAAACUAUGGUAGUUGACGUGUGCAUAAUCUAUAGCUUCAGGAUUUUUAAAAAUGUUUUUAUUAAAAAAACUGCAGUCACACGCAGAUAAAGUCAUGUUGAGUACAGAAUUGAGGCUGUUUCCAUCAGUGAUGUUUACUUUGACUUUUUCUUAUAAAGGACUUGAGAAGACUUACCCAUUAGCUUCCAUUUCAAUGUAAACCAAAAAUAAUAAAAAUAAGUAUUUUCA